Messenger RNA from Daldinia childiae, 2937 nucleotides. RefSeq lists its product as uncharacterized. NCBI's taxonomy places the organism in Eukaryota, Fungi, Ascomycota, Sordariomycetes, Xylariales, Hypoxylaceae. The record is from RefSeq and is a predicted model, not a curated record. The transcript is spliced from 4 exons. Bases 1 to 2937 code for a protein of 978 amino acids.
AUGGAUCAUCAUCGCUUGCCGCGGCAUAGCUCAAGUCAUGGCACUCUUCAUAGUAGUUAUUCUCAUGGGCGAUCUGCUCACGGGCCAUCCCCUGUUCGCCCAUUGCACAAACCUCUCCGAAGUGUCAACGAGAAUUCCGUUUUGCUACCUUCGCCGGGUGCAUUGGAGAGCAUGCUAAAAACUACGACAGAGACGGGAGAUAUCGGGAUUUUCAGCAUUAAACCUGUGCCUCCGUUGCCGCAACGAAGAGGUACGUUUUCUGAAAUCAGUCAACAACGCCCAUCACCUCGUCCUUCUAUUGAAGAGCUACAACGUCGGAAUAAUGGCAAAAUUUCCCUAUGUAGAGACACUGCCUCUGAAAUAAUUUCAAUGCACGACUCGGAGAGUCAUAAAUCCACUACAAGCACAUUGACCCCCACAUGUUCAGAUGACAUUGGACUGCGCUCAUAUUCAAUGACUACGUGUGGAUCCCGCCACCUUUCUCAUCAUAAGUCGACAACGACUUUGCAGAGUCAGGCUAGUGGAGGUCCGCUUCAACGUCCUCGAUCGCCCUUCCCAUAUCCAACGCGUUUGAAGCGACCUGGAGUUCGCCCAGCUUCUCCGGCCCUUACAGAAAGCGGGCGAGUUGACUAUAGUCGUAUGGUGGAAAUUGAUCGAGCCUCAUAUAGAACUGUCCAUGGCCCAUACAAACCCUCUUACCCCCCUACACCACGAAGACCUGCUCCUCUAGGUCUCCGAGCAGACGUCAAUUUAUCCACUGUUUCGCUACCCUCACAAGGUCUGCCGCCUCUUAGCCGUAAUAGGCCACCUAGACCCUCUUCAAUUCGGACCCAUUCCACGGCCUCGAUGGCAUCUUAUAAUGCCCCGUGUCGCGAAAGGUUCGACAGUUCUUCGUCUAGGACGUCGAGUCUUACCUCACUUGUGAAUAUGUACCACAGGACGCCACACACGCCUAGAGUUGGUCCGAGUGGACUUUCCACUACUGUACCACGUUACUACGACUAUACCGAAGGGUUCGAGAAUAAACAACCGCGCGCUAUAACUCCAGUUCAACCUUUCGCUCCGGUCCCUACUCGCGUAUCCAAUUGUCACCGCCCACUAGUACUACAGGACUCCGAUGAGAAUCUAGCGGUUGCAUUUGGAGAGCGGGAUUCGGCAUUUUUUGAAGCUGGUAGUGGCAGUCCUGGCAGGGUAGACGGGCUCGAAGCUUUGAACGAUACGAACGGGCGUCGCGUAGAAGACUAUCAAGCUACGGUGGAUCGAGUACCUUCCCGUUGCCGCACCGGUUCCAUCCGUUCCGAGAGUAGAUCCAUCGCAUUUGACGGCUUAGAGACGGAUAGGAGGCUAGAAAGGGGAAGUGAUAUUGACCUAUUGCCGUCGCAAGUAGGUAGAGAUUCUAUGGAUACAUUCAACCCAAGUCUUGAUCUAGAGUCAAGAGACGCUCCAACAUAUAGAUACGCGGACUAUCGCUUGACAGCUACACCGAAGACGAAGGCACAUUCUCCAGAGAGACAGGUCCAGGUCCUAGGUGGUAGAGCUCCUACAAUUCGAAGCGAGCAAGGAGUCAUAUUAAGGGACGACACCCAGGGCGAGACUCUAAACGAAGAUGAAAUACAUACGAUCGGAAUGGCAUCAUCUCCUACGGGCUCUUCUAGCCAGCAACAACCUACGUUCUUGCAUACCAACGGCAAGAAAGCAGCCAUGAUAGACCCUUACGGAAAUCACCUGCCUAUGUUCGGCGAUGCCAACACUAUGCUAAGCAAGAAUAAUUUAUCUAUAUUUGAUGUCGAUAUUGAUGCACAAAACCGAUCUUAUUCCUCUACGCCUGCAUCUGAAUACCCAGCUGAACCAUCACUUCACCGCAGCGCCGCCCAGUACAUCGACCUUUCUGCACUGGACUCGUCUCGCCCACCUAGCCCUUAUUUCAAGUACCGUGAGAAGGGACUUCGCAACGAGAUCAGCUCUUCUACAUUAAGUUCGUCGGCAAAUGAUGCGAUACCUUAUCCCGUGACGAUAAAGCAGCUGUCGCAAGGGACGAGGUUUAUCGAACAACUACCCCCACCACCUCAGUUCGGAGGAGUAGAAGAUGUGAAGCCGGAUCCAUCUCAUGUUAACCAAGGAAAGCGCUCUGCACCUGCCGUGUCGUCGGUUCAAGAUUAUUUGCACAGAACACCGCUUUCAUCCAACUACCAGGGUCAAAGCAGCACCAGCAGCAGUCAACAGCAGGACUACCAAGGAAACCCCAACAUACGACUGAACGGAAGCAGUGAGCCGAAGCUGGCGAACAACCAGGCAAAUGAGCCUGUGAAGGGAGUAGCAGACGGAAUGGCCAAUGGGAAAUCCAACGGGUCGGCAAGCAGACCUACGAAUGGUACUGCACACAGAGCUACCAGCGGACAAAGGAGCGAGAACAGACACGCGUCUACGCCUAGCCAGAAAAGCCAGAGGGCUCAAGGAAAGAGAGAUAGGAUUUGGCCCUGGAAGGAGGGAACAUGCCACAAGAUCGCCGCCGAUACUUGGCAAAAGAUAAAAGCCUUCUUCGGGCUCGACACGACGCCUCCACCCGACAUGGCUAAUGGGAAUGUCGGACAAGAGGAAAUCGAGCUGAACGAGUUGCCGAGCGAACCCCUUCGUUCCCGGCAAAAAGCACCUGGAUCUAACUCUGCGAAUCCGACAUCGCGGCCCCGACGAGCUGCGAGGCGUGGCAGGAAUAGGAAUAGCAACGGGGAUAAGAAUCCCUUGCGGCGAACGAGGGCCCACUCUGGAUCUCGCCCGAGCAGACACACACCCAAGGAUCCGUACGAUAAUGGCUUCUUGUCUGCACCUAAAAGCACUACCUCGAGCAGGGGAGCCUCAUACAACGCCGGGGCGAACGGCGAGCGAGCCAGCAAGAAGACUCCCAGCAGCACGAGCCAGUGGUUUUCCAGGCUAUUAUAA